GCAACGACAUGUAGAUAUGUGGCACUUGUGAAGCUCACUCAAAAAAUAACACAAGUCUGGAAAAGAAACUAGAAAAUUUGUUUAAAUUAUAGGUACAUAUCACAAAAAACGUAGAAAUGGCGUUCAAGAAGUUAUUGUUUGUGUGCAUGGGCAACUCUUGCAGCUCGCCAAUGGCCGAGGUCAUCAUGCAGAAUCUGAUGGUCAAGACGAGCCUCUACUGGGAAGUGGACAGUGCUGGCCUGAGGACAUGGAACACUGGACGUAGACCUCACAAACGUUGUUUGCAAAUUCUGCGGGAGCACGGACUGCGAUCCGAUCACUUUUGUCGCCAGUUCACAGUGAAUGACUUUCACUACUUUGACUACGUAGUGGCCAUGGAUGAGGCCGUCUACAAGGAACUUCUGCUCUGGGGUGGUGCAAAUCCUGCUUACAAGGAGUGCGAUGUGCUGCUUUUGAGUUCUUUUGGCAAGAAUGGGCAGCCGGCUUUCAUAGACAAUCUGUCACCGACCCACAAGAUGAAGAAGUUUCGGUCUGCCUACUACCAGAUCAAAGAGUGCUGCAAGCAGCUCAUUCUCAGCCAAAAGGUCGAUAUUGUCAAGUACGAGCUGCCCAGCUCAGAGGAUGAGGAUCUUUACUAUGCCAACAAGGAGAAGGCGGCAAAGGACGUUGAAUUUGUGAACCCAAUGCCAGAGAGUAGCAAGCACAGUGGUCUGUAUAUUCUGCCACCGGAGAUUAAGUCCCAGUCCUCGUCGACCGAUCCAUCCUACUCGAAGACCUCAAUGCCCGCCUCCACCCAGGGAACACAACGAAAAUUGUGCCAGAAAUGUGGACAGAAAUUUUUAGCAGCACUUUAGUGUAUAGAUCUCGGUCGGAAUUAAGACUUCAAACAAAACUGAAACAAAUUUAAUGGACUUUCGACCAUGCCCUUAGACUUUUUAGCGUAUGAAUCUUAAAGUGUAUCGGUGGAAAAAUAAAACUGACUGUUAUCUGGCA
Molecule: messenger RNA, 993 nt
Organism: Drosophila elegans
Lineage: Eukaryota; Metazoa; Arthropoda; Insecta; Diptera; Drosophilidae
Product: low molecular weight phosphotyrosine protein phosphatase 1
Exons: 4
Coding region: 117-854 (245 amino acids)
Biological process (GO): protein dephosphorylation
Molecular function (GO): protein tyrosine phosphatase activity
Source: RefSeq, a predicted model, not a curated record